This is a messenger RNA of Saprolegnia diclina VS20, 1212 nucleotides long. RefSeq lists its product as hypothetical. The record is from RefSeq and is a predicted model, not a curated record. Lineage: Eukaryota; Oomycota; Saprolegniomycetes; Saprolegniales; Saprolegniaceae. Bases 1 to 1146 code for a protein of 381 amino acids. The transcript is spliced from 2 exons.
AUGACGCAAGCGCCGCCGAUGCACCGCUACUCGCUGCCGUCCUCGGGCCACCGCUUGGACCGGACCCGUGUCGACAUCCUGCGCGCGGCCGUGCGGGUCACGGACGACUUGCCCAAGCCCUGCCGCGCCAACACGUUCUUUGUCAUGAAGGUCUACGACGGCUCCGACUACCACAUCAUCGAGCAGAGCUGGUCGGCCUUUCGGGAGCUCAAGGCGAAUUUGCUCGCGGCGCUCGCCAAAGGCCACAAGUGCGGGAACGGACCGCUCUGCGGCCAGCUCCACGGGCAUCUGAAGCGCAACUUUGACCGGCCAAAGAGCGCAAAUCUGCGCAUGUGGCUCCAGCUGCGUCUACGCCCGCACAAGGAGGUGGCGACAGCCCUCUUUCUUCAGCAUUUUCAAGACCUUUUGGACACGCUUCUGGUCGUGCUGCGCCAGGACACGAUCGACUGCGUCGCCUUUGGAAAUCUGCGCUCGGUGUUUGCGCACUUUAUUGCCGUACGACCGCCGACCGUGCUCGAGGCCGCGCCUGCCUUGACGAUCCCGGACAUCAUCCGGCAUUCGCGCGUGUCCUGGGGCUCGAGCCGCUCGAUGGACGACGACGAGCCAAGCCCGACGCAUCGCCUCGACCGGACGCGCGUCACGAUCGAACGGGCUUCGGUGCGCCUCCCAAAAGAUAAGAAGAAGCCCGACAGCUCGUGCAUCUUCUUUAUCAUCAAAGUCGACAAGGGCGACGGCUGCCACAUUAUCGAGCAGAGCUGGGCGGCCUUCUCGGAGCUCAAAGAAGACCUCUUGACGGCGCUUGAUGCCGGCCACGCGUGCAGCGGCGUGUGCCCGUGGCUCUGGGAAGACCUUCACCACAACUUUGACUACCCGACCAAGAAGGUCAACCUCCGCACGUGGCUGCACCUCCGCCUGCGCCGCCGCACCAAAGACACGAUCCAAGUGUUUCUCGAGCACUUUCAGGAGCUCCUCGACUCGAUGCUGACUGUGCUGCGCCAGCGCCACAUUCACUGCCGCCAGUUCCACGACGUCUGCGCCGUCCUCGCGCGCUUCAUUGACGUGCGCCCGCCAACGCUCCUCGGGUCGCCCGAGCCCCGCUCGUAUCACAGCGCCACCAUGUCGAGCACGGGUUGCGUCGAAUGCUAAGUAGAUAGUCAUGUUAGGUAGCGAUAGCGUAGUCAUAUUUAUUUACUAAAAGACAUGUUGCGUCGA